Dermacentor albipictus is the source of this 3893-nucleotide messenger RNA. RefSeq names its product putative FERM domain-containing protein FRMD8P1. Lineage: Eukaryota; Metazoa; Arthropoda; Arachnida; Ixodida; Ixodidae. Gene Ontology annotation, cellular component: plasma membrane; cytoskeleton. Gene Ontology annotation, biological process: negative regulation of canonical Wnt signaling pathway. The record is from RefSeq and is a predicted model, not a curated record.
GACCGGCUGCAGCCGAACGACUUCUUUCUUCGCGGAGUGACCGUCCAGCACGCGUGCAGCACCUUUCCCAGUGCAAGCUUUAACGACCUCGUGCGAGCCAGACCAUCUCUCAAGACUGUGUGGGACCGGACGACGGUGCGUCGUGUUCUUUCGAGGUCGUGUGCGUGUUGUCGCCUCUCCUUGUCCGUGAGGGCCGGGUACCCCUUUUCGCCCCUGCAGCCGGUGGCAUCGCCACACUGGUUAUUGCUUCCAGUGCCUCGCUGACCCAAGAGAGAAGGAAAGAAAGAACACAUUUCGGCAAGGGCGAGAAAAAGGACCUGUGCAAAGAUCGCCGAGGUUUCGCGCCCACCUGUUUUGCCUGGCGCUUUCUCGUUUUUUUUUUUUUUCCCGGAGGCGACCCCUUCCCUGCAAGCUGUGGGUGGUGUCGACGACUCGCCGUUCGGAGUACGCCGUCGGGGUCGACCGACAUACCUCCACAGGCGGGCCCGUCUGGUCUCGAUGCGCGAUCUGGUUCCCGAGGACAGCAGCGGAAGCAGUAGCAGCGACGAAGAAGAGAGCAGCAGUAUGAUGAAGCACCACCAACAGCAGCAGCCCGACCACCAGGGGCCCUGCGAGAACUACAUGACACACAACUGCGUCACCAUCAUUCCCGUCGAGUACCCACGCUCAGACAGCUCGCCGCUCUCAGCUUGCACCCUUCGCGGGGGACCGGCGGCGGUGGGCGGUGGCGGCGACAAGCGGGGUGACUAUGCUACGCUGGACCACCGCCACGGCCACCACCACCACCACCACCACAGCGCGCCGUCGCCGUACGCGGUGUCCGUACCGGCUCUCACCACCACCACGCGGCGCCAGCUGCCGACGCCGACGCACCACCACAGCCACCACAACCAGUACCACCAGCACCCGGCCGCCGGCGCCAGCCACCACCACUUGCACCAGCACCACAACCAUGUUCGCCCGCAGCAGUGUUACCAGUUGCCCCCGCUCGGCACGGUGGGCCACGGUCACGACGAUGCGCCGGGCUGGCGAAUCCUGCCCACGCCGGCGGCCCGGGACCACCUGGUGCCCCCGCCGGCUCCGGCGCCGACCCCGAACUUGGCUCCGCCGCUGGCUCCGGCCCCCCAGCAGCGGCCGGUGACGCCUCCUCCCGCGCCGGUGCCUCCGCCAAAGCAAGAGAUGUGCGUGUACCUCAUGAACAAGGUGUGCCUCUGUGUCGAGGUCGGCAAUGUCCAGUUGGCGACGGCCCACGAGAUCAUCGACAUCAUCGCGGAGGACGACACCGAGAUCAACUUCCCCGCACAACUCAAGGAUGUGUUUGCCCUGUGGAUGACCUCUCCAUUGCUUGAGCUGCAGCUGAAGCCAGAUCACAGACCGUACCUUAUCCGGGAGCGGUGGUCAGAAUACCUGAAAAAAUACACCUUCGCCACAAAGCAACAGCUCGACUCUGAUGAACCAGUGCUGACGCUGCAGAGGAACGUCUUCCUUGAGAAAUCCAAAGAGAAGGAGGUCACUGACCUCAAGCUGCUGAAAAUGCUCUUUGCGGAAGCCAAGGGCAAUGUCCUCGACGGGAGGUACCCCUGCGAGACUGAAGACUGCAUGGUGCUGGGCGCUAUCCAGGCCCGGCUCGAACUUGGCCCGUACGACCCGCUCAAGCACACGCCGGAGUUUUUCAGGUCUCGGAUCCGAGACUUUCUCCCCGAGCAUGCCUGCCGCUCGCACUGGUUCCUGCUCGGCCUGGGCGCCAAGAAUGGCCCCGAGCGCCGUCUCUCCGAGCACUACAAGGCUAUUGCGAGCAAUGUCAAGGACAGCCGUCUGAUGCGAAAGUACCUGGAAUUCUGUUGGGCCUUCCCUUACUACGGGAGUGCCUUCUUCAGCGGUCAGGUGGAGAGGCCCGUGACUGGUAUAGCGGCCCUGAUGAACCACUACGACCUUCCCGUCCUUGUGGCCAUCAACCGUGAUGGUGUUCACGUCAUGGACCCAAGUCAACCAGUGGUGCUGCUCAGUCUGCCGUACAAGCAGCUGUCGUGGGACUAUGCCUGCCCAACGCAGCCCGACAACCCCGACUGCCUGCCUUGCCUGUUCCUGCAGUUCCAACUGCCGGGGCAGAACGAGACGUCCGUGCUUCAGAUCUUCUCGCGACAGGCUAUACUCAUGGAUGCCCUGAUUUCCACGAUUGUCGAUGAGCUGAAGAAGCGAGCUUCUUGGAUUGAAGCUAAUGUUGAGACCACUGCAGUUAGUUCCAGAGCAGACGAUGAUAUCCAGGUGCCGCUGACAGUGAAGAAACUCAGGCAGGAGCAAGGACUGUCGGGACGCUUGCGAAAGCUUUCCAUCGCAAAAUUCAACAGCAGUGGUGACUACCUCAAUUCCAAGGGUUCCCUCGAGUUCAGAAGGGACGACCGCCCGAGAUGAUUGGGGUUCGAAAGGGAACCACCUUGGUACUGAGGCAAUCCCGCUGCCUGGAAGUGAUGUCCAUGCUCCGCACGAACACGUGCUGCAGGGCGGGGUUAAUUACAGUGCGCCAAUGCAUCAAACCAGGCGUGCCAUCUUGCAGCUCAAUUUCGCUUUAAAUGGACAUUGCCACUUUUCUGGGUGCAUGCCAUGUCACUAUAGGCUUGCUGGCAAAGAAAGCACCUAGCAUUGUGUGGCCGUUGGACGGUACGAGCUUAUAACGAUGUUGUGGGGCUGAAGUAAUCAAAGGCUUAAGGGAUUGGAUUAACAGUACUUUAAAGGCUUCCCUCUCAAUGCAGCAUUCCAGGCACACAGAGAGCUUCCUUUCCUUCGGAAAGCCUGCUACUAAUUUACACGUUCGCGUGAGAGAAGCCAGGGGUGCAGAUAGAAUGUGUAAAAAGGUUCAACAUGGCUGUGAAAGUGACUGCUGAAAUGGCUGCUACCAUUGCUGUGACUGAUCUAUCUCCUUGUUUGAAACAAGCCAUAGAUAGUGCAGAAUGCACGAGAAGGUUUAACAUGGCUGUGAAAAUGGCUAGAAACGGCUACGAAAAUGGCCUGGAAUGGCUGCUGCAAUGGCUACUGCCCACAGAAAGAAACCUUUGCUAGAUGCGUCUGUAAAUCGUUUUUGCUCACCCUGUAACGACUUUGUGAGGCGCGAAUUCUAGAGCAGCAUUUCGUACGCACCUGGUGAGAUCGGGUGUGAGCUGCAGGAUGGCACGCCUGUUUGGCCCAGAAUGCUGGCACUGAAAGAGGCGCACACAUUUAUCAGAGGAAGUGAUGUGUUCCGAAAAACCACCUCUUCGACCCCUUUUCCCCAUCACCACCCAGAGGGCUUUUUUGUGACGUCCUCACUUUUUCCAUUGUUACGCUGUCUUUCGUUUUUUAUACCGUGGCUCCGCUGACAAACGGUGUCUGUGAGCCACAUCAGUAUUAGAUAGUAGAAUAUUUCGAUUUUUAUUUCGCUGCUGUUGCUGUGGUGAUUACUCUUUUAUUGUAGCCGAGAAAGGCAGCACAGAUGUAUAUGUUAAGCCUGCUGCCGUGCCUCCUGCACACAAUGAAUUUUAUUUACAGCACGAUUCCCUGCUGUACAUCACGGCUUCGCAGGUGAACUUCCAUGCCCUCAUGUGCUGGCGACAAUUUUUAAGUGGGUAAAGAGGCUGGCCUGGUGUCAUAUCUUGUAAUGAUCCGUUUCGUUUUCCAUUCUCCUGUUCUUAUCAUUUAUUGCACUGUCUGUCCAAACCAGGCGAUAACAGGGCUCAAGCCAGUGACAAAGAGCGAAGAGAAUGGAAGAUAGAAUGGGUUGUUACAAAGUUUGGCCCUUGGUCCACAGCUUCUGCCAGAAAGUUCCAAUGCCUCUCAUGUUUCAUGUCAAGAUGAAAUCGUCACUUUGGAAAUCUGUCGGUGCCUUGUAACAUUGGAUCGAGAGGCAGAAAAGCAUCUGA